Molecule: messenger RNA, 981 nt
Organism: Racocetra persica
Lineage: Eukaryota; Fungi; Glomeromycota; Glomeromycetes; Diversisporales; Gigasporaceae
Source: the annotation of a GenBank genome assembly
AUGGGUAACUUACAAAGCGUUAAGAAAUCAUUAAUUAGAUUUAAAAGAAGAUCCCCUAAACAUUCUACCGAAAAAACUAAAUAUAACGCUCCAGAAACGAUGACAGCAGAAAUAGAACAUUCGUAUCCUCAAUCUGCUUCAACAUUUUAUUAUAUAGAUGGAAGAAGAUAUUUAGAUAAUUCAUCUUAUUCAUUACCUAACGAUGAUGAAGAAAUCGAUAGAUUACAGAUGCAACAUUAUUUAGCAAGAUAUAUUUUACAAUCUAAUUUUUGUGCACCUGUUAAUAAUAGGUUAAAGAGUGGUGCCAAAGUUUUAGAUGUUGGAUGUGGACCAGGAACAUUUACCUUGGAAAUGGCAUAUGAUUAUCCCAAUUCACAUUUCAUAGGAAUUGAUAUAAAUCCAAUGUUUCCAAAAGAGAUUAAACCAAGAAAUGUUGAAUUUGAAGAAGCAGAUGUUCUAGAGGAUUUACCCUAUGCUGAUGAAUCUUUUGAUUUUAUAGUAAUAAGGAAUAUGAUAACUUCGUUUACUGUACAUGACUGGGAAAGUAAAAUAUGGAAAGAAUUGAUUAGAGUACUUAAACCUGGAGGUUAUAUUGAGAGUACAGAGUUCGAGAUUCCAGCAAUAAACAAGGGCCCAGUAACUUUUAGAAAGAGCGAAGCAUGGAUCGCAUUAAUGAAGACGAAAAAUAUUGAUUUAACAAUGACAACACGUUUAGAGGACAUAUAUAAAUCCACAAUAUUGAAAAAUAUUGAACAUAAAUCAAAAAUGAUUCCAGUUGGUACUUGGGGUGAUCGUAUUGGUAAAAUUAUGACUGAUGAUUUUGCAAUGUUAGCAAAAGCGAUGUGCCCUGUUUUAAGGCCACUUUGGGGUAUAACUCAAGAACAAUAUAAUGAAUUUAGUGAAGCUUUUGUAAAAGAAUUUAAUGUGUAUAAAACUUAUUGUAAUAUUCAUGUAGUGUUUGGUCAAAAACCUGAUACGUAA